This is a messenger RNA of Notolabrus celidotus (New Zealand spotty), 2643 nucleotides long. RefSeq names its product NIPA like domain containing 3 (gene nipal3). Gene Ontology annotation, cellular component: membrane. Bases 213 to 1367 code for a protein of 384 amino acids. Gene Ontology annotation, molecular function: magnesium ion transmembrane transporter activity. Lineage: Eukaryota; Metazoa; Chordata; Actinopteri; Labriformes; Labridae. Gene Ontology annotation, biological process: magnesium ion transport. The transcript has 11 exons. The record is from RefSeq and is a predicted model, not a curated record.
AGCGUCGUACGGUCUUACGUCAAGGCGUAGCCCGAAGCAGGUGGAUUCAAGGCGGAAGUGAGAUGCUCUGCGAUGGUGUCCUUUUAUCGAAGAGUCAGAUAAACACAAAGACAUGAGAAAUCAAAGCUGAUUUAACGGGAAGAAAAUGAAAUAUCGGGUAUCUGAGCGUCUGGUUAGUUUGUUUAAUUAAUAAAUUACCUCUAAAGGAGAGGAUGAUGGAUUUCAGCAGAGCCGACGGAGGCUCCUACACGGAUAACCUCAUCGGGACUCUACUUGCUAUUUUUGGGAACGUGCUCGUAAGCAUAUCCUUAACGAUUCAGAAAUACAGCCAUGUGACAUUAGCAGGAACCAAGGACCCACGUGCCUUCUACAGGACUAAAACCUGGUGGUGUGGUUUUGUAUUGACCUGUCUCGGAGAGGGAGCUAACUUUGUCUCUUAUGCCUUCGCUCCCCUUGCUCUUGUAGCACCUCUUAAUGCUGUGUCUGUCCUAACAAGCUCAAUCUUGGGCCUUAUUUUUCUACGUGAGAAAUCUAAACCGAAGGACUUUGCAAAGCGCUUUGGGCUGUCCGUCUUGGGCGUCAUCCUUACCAUCGGGGGAACGUACCUCUUUGUUGCAUUUGGACCAAACUCUCAUGAGAAACUUAAAGCUGAAAACAUUGUGAAACACAUUGUAGGAUGGCCUGUUCUCUUGUACCUGCUCCUGGAGAUCAUCACGUUCUGCAUGCUUUUAUACUUCUACAAACAGCACCGUGCUAACUACCUCGUUGUUAUUCUGAUGCUGGUCGCUCUGCUGGGCUCCGUCACAGUCAUCACAGUGAAGGCGGUGUCAGGCAUGCUCGUUCUCACCUGCGAGGGCAACAUGCAGCUGGACUACCCGAUCUUCUCUGUCAUGUUUGUGUGCAUGGUGGCUUCAGUUAUCUUCCAGGCCAGUUUUCUCUCGCAGGCUUGUAAGCUGUAUGACUCCUGUCUGAUCGCUAGCCUCAACUACAUCCUCUCCACUGUCCUUGCAGUGGUAGCUGGAGCUGUGUUUUACUUGGAGUUUAAGAAUGGAGAUGCCCUUCACAUCUGCAUGUUUUUGUUGGGAACUGCAUUCUGCUUCCUGGGAGUCUUUCUCAUCACCAAAAACAGGAGAAGGAGCAAAACCUUUGAGCCGUAUGUCACUAUGGAUAUGGCAAAUGGUGUCCCGGUGAUUCAUGAUAAAGGCCUGGUUGUGCAGCCAGAAUUCAAUGGAUCAUUCUCAUAUGGAGCUCUUGUCAACAAUGAUGGAGUGGCUCCUGCUGCUUUGCCAGUCAAUCUUGAGCAACCACCUGUCAGAUCUCGUUCCCCUGAUGCAUCCCGUGGCCAGCCUGACCUAAAGACAGAUUAACACUUUUGCUCUCACAGUUUUUACUCACUUGAACUUUAGAAACAUUCAAGAACUCUGAAAGGCCAAGAUUGCACUUGUACACAAGACCAACCUCCAGUAGCUGUUGUCCACUGGGUGCUUCAGAUGCCCCUUGACUCUGCCUUACACUCCUCUCCUCACACUUUUUACUUUCUCUUAUAUCUUAAAACAAAACAGGACUCUUAAAGCAUUCCUUUGAGAAGAUGUCAGCUAUAUGCAUUCCAAAAAUGUACAGAAGAAAGUGGAAUACACAUGGACUCACAGAGAAAUGACAGUGGAUAGAGACAGUGUUUUGCCUUGAAGCAUACUGCCUUGACUGUGUUAGCUCUGAGAUGUUAUCCCUCACUUCCAUGAGUUUUAAGCAAUUUUGUUCCCACUCUCUCAUGGUGGGAAUACACGAACCGUUCUUCCAUUCAGGUUGUUGUUACUUCUUUAACCGGGUUAUUUCUGUAAAAAUGUUCAAUAAUGUAGCUGCGGACUGUCUCCGAAGACUUGCCAAGUGACUCUUUGACUUCAAGUAUUAUGUCUUAUAUGAGUGGGCUUCACUCCACAAUAUCCUGCUUGGAAUUUCAGUGUAUCAUUGCUCUUCCUGAUGUGACCAAACAACGGGUGAAAUCGUUCUAAUUUAUUGAAACAUUUACUGUUGUGUGCCUUAAAUGAAGCUGUACACAGAAUAAAUAAGGAUUAGGCGAUACAUAACUUGAAAAGCUGUAGCUGUUCAGUUAUAUCAGACAAAUGUUAUCAGCUCGUGCCUGGAAUUUUAAUCUGAAACACUUAAAAUACUAAUUUAGAAAAAGAAAAACGUUGCUUACAUCUUGUGACUACUGGUAAACUGUAAAAGUGUGUUAGCCUGCACUGCAAAAUCUUUUUUCUGAUGAAUAUUUGAAAUCCUAUCCUGCUUGAUUUAAUGCCUUGAUGUUUCCUAUUAAAAUCUUCAAAUAUGCAGUAAUUACAGCUAAACUAACAUGUUAAUGUGGCACAAUGUUCUCAGGUAUAACUUCACAUGCUGAGGGAUCAUACAGCAGUAAUCAAAAUGUCUAUUCACACACGGUUAAAUACUCAGUAAUACAUGAAUUCGUCUAUAAUUUGUAUACACUCCAUCUCUACUUUUGAGGCAAUAUUUCCACAGUGUUUAUAAAGCAGAAAGCAUUUCCACAGUAUUUGUAAAGUAGCUUUUUUGUUUGUAUGGUGUAUGUUCAUGUAUCAGUUCCUGUCAACUUCAUCUACCUUCAAAUAAAAGUAGAAAGCUUACAUUUAA